Messenger RNA from Symbiodinium sp. CCMP2592, 1086 nucleotides. The record is from the annotation of a GenBank genome assembly. Lineage: Eukaryota; Dinophyceae; Suessiales; Symbiodiniaceae.
AUGGUCAGCUCGGGCUGUGUUGUAGCAACUGCUUCGUACACACUGCCCAUUCUUGCGUGCUGCAGCUGGAGCCUUCUGUCGCUCCUGAACGCUGAGUUGCCCUUCUUGCAAAGGCUCCAACGCUUUUUCGAGUCUGGGACUCCGCAUGAAGAGCCAGCUCCUUCCGACGGUGGGACCCCAGAAGAAGCCAAGCGAAAACAUGGGCAGUGGCCCGUGAUGUCCGUCGAUUUUGCGAAGCCAUCGCUCGGCCUUUGUUUGUGGUGCUGCUUUCCGCUAUUGGGAUAUGCAGUGGUCCGCGGCCUGAGUGGCUGUCAACAGUAUACGUGGUAUUGCUGGCAAGUAGAGGACCAGACGACUUCCGCACACUUGCGCAACCUCCUCCACCUGCUGGCCGCAAGCAUCCUGUUGGCAUGGCUUUGUAGCGUACCCCCAAGUGCAGCACGAUACCGUGCCUUGUUCGUGGUCAUUGCUUUCUUUGAGUUUCUCAUCAACAAGGCAAUUUGGGAUAGCUGCGAGGACUUCAUGGCUCACAGCGUCUCUGUUGGAAGCACAUUUGGCGCCUUUGAUGUUUUUAUUGCAUUAACCACGCUGCUAACGCUGGUGAUCCACACCUGCGAGGGUUUGCCGAGUCUGCGCCGAUGCUCUCAGAAGUUGUGCCAGACCAUAGGCCGUCCAGCAGCUACACAUCCAGAGCUCUACAUGAAUGCUUCAGGACAGAGGAACUAUCUCCUCUACAUGUGUUUCCUCUGCGUCUUCCACGUGUGUCUCUUCGUUGCCUUUUCGGAUGACGUCCACGCGCAUCACUACUGGAUGGGCUUCGUGGUGGCCUCCUGCUGCAUCUUUCCGACACCUUUGUCAAGGCUCAUGCUGCUCAAGUCCGUAAUGAUGGCCAUCGACGGUAUCGGGGUCUGGGGCGCAGAUGCCAUUCUGGGAGAAGAUGAGGGCGGCAUGUCCGAAAGCGACGCUGAUCUGCGGCUAAUCUUGUGUGUGCUCGUGGUCGUGGCGCUUGCGGUUGCAGUAGGCGUCAACCUGUAUCGAGAUCGGUGCAUGAUGUCUAGCAGUCGGCAGCCGACGGACACCGAGUGA